Messenger RNA from Pyricularia grisea, 213 nucleotides. RefSeq lists its product as uncharacterized. The record is from RefSeq and is a predicted model, not a curated record. Bases 1 to 213 code for a protein of 70 amino acids. Lineage: Eukaryota; Fungi; Ascomycota; Sordariomycetes; Magnaporthales; Pyriculariaceae. The transcript is spliced from 2 exons.
AUGGAAUUCCAAGCUAGUGGGUUCACUGGAUUUGCCAAGGGUCUGAUUUGUGUUCCCCGCAAAAAGCCACCAAGCACCGACCAAAGACCCCUCUCCGCCGCCACCCGCUCCAACCAACCGACAAACACAAUCACUGUACGACAUAGCAGCAAAAAGCUGGAUGUUUUGUUUAAAAUACACCCCGAAAUUUUAGCUGUAACCCACAUGUUCUAG